AUUAUUGUUAAUUUUGACAAUAUAAUUUUAGAUAUAUAUUUUUUUUUUUGAUAAUUAAACUCGUAACAUUAAUUGAACUGGCGUAAGAUGCGGGAAGAAAAGUUUCGCGUCUGAUUAUAAUAGGAAGAAGGGGUUAAUCUUUAACGGCACGAUACGAAAAUGGAUUCGAGGCUUUAUCUCCUGGCUAACGGCGGACAACAACUUCUCCCACGAUUUCCCUAUGAACCAUCAAACAAUUUAUUGAACGUCGCGCCGGCGUAUCAGUGACGUUUAUUUCAGGCUGGAACAUUUUCCGACCGGCCGCUCGUCCUUUCCUGUCACUCACCCAAUGUACCAUAACUACCCUUCUUCCCUCUCGUUGCGUGCGCGUCACCCUUUUCCAUCUGUUUGUCUUUCUCUUCCUUUUUCUCCCCUCUCCUUCCUUUUUUGUUCUUCUCUUUUUUUUCCCACAAUUUUUUUCCCCUUUCCUUUUUUUUUCUUUUUUUUUUUUUUUUAAUUUUCCGUAACCAGUCCGGUCGGUGCGGUGUGUCGGCAGUAAAAUUGUCGAAAUCGAUGGAGCGUUUCGCGACGACCGAGGUCCCACGAGUGUGUCCGCGCGAAAUCCACUUAAAUACACUGGCCCAUUUUUAUUCACGCCGUACACGAGAAUUGAAACGGGCGAUUCUUUGGUUGCUGCGGGUGGAGGAAGGGAGAGCCAGAAAAAAAAAAAGAAAAAAGACAUCGUCGAAAAACCAUUCACAGCGACUAUGAAAUAUUAAUAAAGUUACUACGGUUGUUCUUUUUUCAACGUUUUGGUUGGAUGUGCGCCCACCUAUUUCUUCCGUGGGGUUUUCGCGAGAAAAUUUCUUCGUAUUUGAUUCUCCUCCACGGGAGGGGAGAAGGGAUGUUACGUUCUCGGUGUUGAAAUUACCGUUCCAUCGCGAUUCGAUGUGGGUAAUUUCGUUUGGAUAAAAUUGAAUGUUUCGUGAGAAUGCUCUUCUUACGAUGGAAUCGUUACAGAUUUCUUUUCUUGAUGGUAUUUCAAAAUUUUAAUCCAUUUAUUGAAAAUAAAUAACGAUCCGGUGAUUUCAUGCUCUCGUUCCAGAUGAUAGAUAGAAAAUUUAACGAAUAAAAAGGGUAUAUAAUGUAGUAUCGAUGUUCUCACGCAAAUUAAUUAAGUAACUUUUGACAAGAUAUUGCCAAGUUUCGAGUAAAUAUUACUAAGUAAGUACGUUACUUCGAAGUUCAUUGCUAACUAACGAAAGUGACGAUUGCACGAUCAACUCUUGUACAAGUGUUGGUGAUUUUUACAUUUUGUAGCCUUUCGAAUAUUAUUCGAUAAAAAAUUAGUACUUUUUUUUACUUUAAUAAAUUUAUUUAUCAACAGUAUUAAAAAUACACGAUCGAUCUACUAUAAAUUAUAAAGAAAAACAAUAUUUUGUCAAAAUAACGAAUUUAAGGAACCACAUUUUCAAAAAAUUUACUUAAUCAUGUAAAAAAGAAAAAAAAUUUUGGCAAAACAUUACUACUGUCCAAAGAUAAUAAAAAUCUCGUAUUUUUAUGUAUUUUUUCCAAUUCCUCCUCCUUUCUCCACAGUUUAAACAAUACAGAUUUAUAACACUCUAUAUCGAGGAUUUACAAACAUAUACAUUGGAGUGGAUUUUAUCCUUCGUUAAAUGGAGAAUGGUUUGCAAACGGUGAUCGGCUGGCGUUUCAUCUACGAGGCACGCGAUUACACCAUUGAUCCAGCGGGACGUAACGAUGAAUUGAUAUUACAAGCGAAUUUUCGAGUCGAGAUCGAAGCGAUCAAGUCACAGAGAAAAUGGAGAGCAACGCGUUACGCGAUUCCAGCGAAAUAAACAGGAUCGUCGUGCGUAAUUAUGGCGAACACCGCCAGUCAACGCAAUCGUUCUUCCCAUUCGCUCCAAUCCUUCGAUAUAUUCGCGUUAUUCUCCAUCGUGUAAUGGAAUUGUCUCAUCCCUUCGAUUGUAACGUUUUAUUUCGACAAAUAAUGGCCACGUUUGUCCACGAUAACGAUAUGAAACCCAAAUAUACAUAUAUUAGCGAUUAAAAGAUCCGUAUGGGGAAAAUGGAAAAUGAAAUCGCGUCUCAAUUAUCAUGCGGUCGUUUUAAACAGAUUGUAAAAAUGCAAUUUGAUAUUAUAUAUGUAUAUAUUAUAUAUAUAUAUAUAUUAUAUAUGUAUAUAUUAUUCCUGUUUGCUCCAUGUUGUAGAUCGUUUAUAUUUGAUUUCAAAUUUACGGAAUAUGAUGUUUCUAGUUGUUAAAAAUAAAAAUAUCGCAUAUCCUUUUUUUAUAGAAAUAAAAUAUAAGAGUUGAUAAGUCACGUUUCAAGUAAUUUUUUAUUAAAGAGUAGUUUUAACGUUGAGCUUAUCCAGGAUUUAAAAUUGUUGUAUCUCGCCUCCUAUCGAAUUUUUCACCGAUCAAGUUUCCCAUUUUACUUUUGACGUAUUAAAUCACCACCUUUCAGCAACUAGAUGACGUAAAAACAGAAAAUCAACAAAAAUGGACUUUAAAUAAAACGUCAGUGAACAACAAGCGAAAUGUACAUAUAUAUUUCAACACGCAUCUAUUCUUCGAAAAAUUUCUGGAGUUUCUAUCGAAUGUAAAUACGGAUAUUUAUAUAUCCUUUGUUUUUAAUUAAAAUAUCAGAACGAGGAAGGGAAGAAUAUAGCGCAGAAGAUGCGACAGAAUUUUGUGAUCGAAAUAUUUUGUCCAAGACACAACGUGAAAAAUUACACCUCGCUCUAAUAUGCAUAAAACGACGCGUCAAGAUUCGUACGUGUGGCUUUCAUUUAUGACAAGCCCUAUUAUGAAAAUUUGACGUACUUGAUACGCGAGGCACAUAUAUUUCAGCCGGCUUUAUCGGUCACAUAUAAAUUCGAUGCUCUAACCCGUCAUUCCGCAUAAGCGACUAUUUAAACGUCACGGUGGACAUCAACGGGCACUGAUUUAUCGAUGGUACUUAAAUUUGACACGCAAUCGCGUGAAUCGGCCCGAACAGAUCAAGAUUAAUCAGUUUUCACGCGUAACAUCCUCGUUCCCCUUUAAAACAUUAAUAACGCCAUCAAGAAAUUGGUCCUCGCGUCAAUUUCCUCGUUAAUCGAUGUUAAAGUGUUAAUCGAUUAGUAGGAUAGAUCGAUCUUGAUGCGUGUCGAAAAAUAAAUUACCUCUUGGGUGUAAAUUACUUUUCGAAAUAUCGAGAAUAUGGAUGGAUUUGAAAUUAUACGCGACUACACGUUGGAAUAGGUUUUAUUAAAGGAAGGAAAAUAAUUCUUUCACUCCUACUCGACAAUUUUUCAUCCUUCACGUCCGAUCGUUGUAAAUAAAAUUUCCCCAUCCGACGGCGAGUCAAAGUUUAAAAAACAUCCAGUAUCUUCUAAAAGGAUCCAUUCCCAAAGUCGUAAAACAAAAAGAGACAUUUGCGAUCUUGCGGAGGAGUUUGUAGCGGUUCGAAGAAAUAAUAAGAUUAUCUUAAAAAUGUAAUUUAGAAGAUAUUAUUCCGACAAAAUUUUAAAAUUUUCUGCGUAUUCGAUACGUUUUAUAUAUUCCUUGGUCUAUCUUCUUCAAUUAUUAUCCUGGUUUAUUUAUUGAGUUAAAAAUAGGUUAAAAAUUUUUAAGAAUAACGAAAUUAUACAUCUCCCUCUACCUGCAAAUUUUCUAAUAUCACGUCCCGAUUUCAUUCCUAAUUCCAUCCCACAAAUUUUUAACACAUUUGUUCCAACAAACUUCUCCCAUUAACAUUCGCAAAUAAAACUUUCAAGAUAGCUCGCCAAGUUAUAUACGCGUACAUUAUUCCCCGCUAUGAGUCGAUAACAGGAAGUCCAAUAAUUCCUCCCAAACGAUACCAAGACUCGGUCGAUUUUUCCUCUGCCUCUUCCAACAACCGUCACGAAUAAACCGCGGAUUAUCAUCCCGUUGAAAAACGUCGCGAGAAUAGAAUAUUGUAUUCUUUCGACGAGCCUGUUGCCCCGGGAAAAAUAGUGGUGGAGGGAUGGCGAGGGGUGUAUAUAGGGGGAUGGGCCAGAGCGCGGAAGUCGACAACAGUACGUAACAGCUGACGCCAUCAACUCCGAGUGGAGGCACCUUCCACGUAUUUCUCUACCCGUGAAACGAGCGCCAUCGUCCUUCGCGGUGCUUGGAUAGUACUUGAAUACAGAGCUUCCGCACUUCAAUCCAUCUGUCUACUCCUGUUAAGAGUUCGACCGUCCUAUUGGUCCCCACACGUUCCGAACACACGCGAGAAUAAGGGUAGAAGAUUAAAACCGGAGCGGAAAAUGAAGUCGUCCUUAAAUCGAUUGGAUUAUGAUUUGGCUUUGGGAUUGGGCGAUUAUAUUUAUGGAAAAUUCUGGAUUCGUUUUAGGGAUUUUUGUCUUAUUUUUUUCUUUGUGCGAGUGAAAAAUGGUAGGGAAAGGAGAUGGAAGUGGUAGAAUUUUGAAAAGCGAAUAUAGAAAUUCUUAGUUUACGUAAUCAAAUUGACAUUUGAUUCAAGUAAUAGGAUAUUUAUAUGAUUAAAAAAUUAUAGGAAUCGUAGACGAUUGUUCAAAAAUUGAUUGAAAAAAUAUUGGAAUUCGUUUACAAAAUCUAAUUCAAUACUGCGCACGGAAAUAAAGAUGAAAAUAAAAAUAAAAAUUUCUAAUAAUCAAUGUAUUCCUUUACUUUUUACAUAUAUAUGUUUGUAAUCAACGAAAACUUUGAAAAAAGGCUAAUUAAUAUUUCACAUGGACCUUAAUUGUUCGUUUUUAUUUGUCGAAAUUUGAUAAAAUCGUCAUAAAAAGCUUGAGCGACGAAAAUGGAGGAUCUGCCUCGAUCCAGGUUUUUAUCUCGCUGCCCUAUUAGUCAAGAAAUCGAUCGAAACGAAAUAACAAACGAGAGAUCCUCGACGGCUGCCGUGGUUUUUUGCCGUCUAGUUUUUCGAACGGCGAUGCAACAACUUCACCCCGCGCAAAAACCAUAACUAAUUCCCAAUGCAAACAAUCCCUUCUUGCUGUUAUUUACCGGGGAUUUCGCGAGCGGGAAAUAACUGCAUUUCGCCUGUUUGCGCAACGAGAAUAUUGCGGUGUUUCUCGGUGAUCGGUCAUUCAUUCGGCGAUACACAUCCGCGUGUUAUUGUAAAAUACCUUUUUAAGCGUGAACAUUCAAUUUCUGUUUUCACCGGGUAUUCAACGUCGGUCGGAUCCACCUGUCUCCGCCGCGUCCUCCACCCCCACGGGCAAACCGCCGCCAUCCCCGUGAAUUAUUAAAUAUCGAUUAUGGGAAAUCGCGGCCUGUUAAUGGAAAAAUGCAAUAUUCAACCACGACAAAGCGACGUAGCCGCGAGUGAAUAAAUUAAUUACAAAUUCGCGAUGACUUCACGCUACGAUGGAUAAUCCGGAAUUGGAACAAGUUUUUCUAUUUUUUUUUUUUUUUGCCCUUAUCUUAUCUCUUUUCCAUCUUUUUCUUUUCUAUCUUUUCACGAAUUUUCGGAAUUUUUAGUUUGUCAAGAUGCCAAUCUCGUUUACUAAGUUGCAGUGGAAUGUUGAUUAUCUGAAUUAAUUAGAAGAUAAAUCCAGUUUAAAUUUGAUAAGACAAAUAUAAAAAUUAAAAAGUUUUCAAAUAUAGAUAUUUAUUUAGAAAGGAAAUUAAUAGUAUUUAGAUACCGUUCCAAAAAUAUUCAAUAGAAUAUUCAAUAGAAGAGGAGAGAGUAUUGAAAGUAAGGCAAAGAUAGGAAGGAAGAAGAGAGUGAUAAAGAAGGAAAUGUUGUUUGAAAUUAUCUCUAUGAUCUCCAAUUAAUCCAAUUAUUCCUAUAUUUUUGUAUCCAUUCUGUAUUAUACAUGUAAUUUAAAUUCAAAUUCGUGAAAAUUGAAAAAUCGAAUCUCUUUCUUUCGAAUUUAAAAUAUAUAUAUAUUGUCUUGUCUUUGUCAUCAGAGAUCAUUCAUUUCUCUCUAAUUAAACGACUUGUCGAUGUGAAAAAUUUCAGAUAGAAAAUUAAGAAAAUUCAAAACACGUUCCCAAACGUGCCCAUCCCGUAAUUUACAUUUCGAACGGUAGCUCGACGUGUGAAUAAUUAAUUAUUAAAUCGAGGGGGCGUUGCGUCAAUGUUCAACGGUCCCGCAUAUCGUUAAACAAUGUUUCGUCAAUAUGGAAAUGCGAUGCGUUUGUUCAAGUUGCCAUAAACGUUGACGAGCCACGCGUCGUUCGAUCAUCGCCACUCGAAAUUAUUUAUUUCACCCUUCUCGCGAUUCCGCGCGAAUUUCUAUUAACCGGCUACAUUUAAUUAACGAACGCGCUCGUCACGCGUUUCGGUAGUGUGGAGAUUUUGCCAAUCAAUGCACGAGUGUACAUAUUUAAUCGAAUACGAAGAUCGAAUACGUAGAAAUGGACGAAGAUAAUCGAAUUUGAUAUAGGGAAUACACCCCCUUCGUUGACUCUUUGACCCUCGUCGAACAAUGAGGUUAUCGAGGUUGAUUUAGACAUUGCGAAAGGGUAGAACAUUAUUAUUUCGUGACGAAUUUCAUUCGUCUUAUUGUACCUCGCGAUUACUUUUUAUUUUCGAAAUGAUGUUGUUUUUAAACACUUCGAUGAACAAUCUUAUUUCUUAAAUCGAAAAAAAAUUCCUCGACCUAUCAUAAAUAAUGCCUCGAACCUUCGGAUGAUGAUGCGAUUUUCGCACCUUCUUGCCAUAUCCUCGCGCAAACACUUCGCCGAGUAACAAACGCAUUAACGUCAUAAAUCAACGUAAAACUGUCGGUGUAACUUUUCGUAAAAUCGAUAUUCCCCUCGUCUACUAAAAUCAUCCGAGCAAAAAGAUUUCAAAACCUUUCCAUCGUGAUCCAUUCAUCGAGAUAUUCGGUUUUUUUUGAACUCGAUUUUCCGGGUCAACAAAACGUUCUUCCGACUCUUAGAUGGCGUACAGACUGGACGUAAUAAAAUAAUAAGGUCGAUCGGUGUUGUAAACGUCCGUGGCUAAAGUGAUUUAACCAUUUCAUUGGGUCAUAGAGAGUACGGAUGCGGGAUACAUAAACGAGAGAUUGUCCGUUCGUGUUGCCCUCUGCAUUUCUGGUUUCUUUGCCGCGCUUUUACUGCAAUCCAUCCGUAAAUCCGGGGUCCACACACACGGAACGCGCACGGGGUCUACACACAUGAUUCCAAGUCUUUCGUGGUUUAUUCUCUCAUUCGAGAUCUCACGGACGUAAAAUGUGCUUUAUUUUUACGCCGGAUUUGAUGUCGUCGACUUUUCGAACUGAUCCUGGUCGCGGAUUCUUCUUGUGUCAAUAACCAACGAACCUUUCGCGAGAUUACUGGAUUCGCUGCUUAUCUCUUCAGUCCAUGGCAGCAGACGUGGCUGAGUUGUUAAUUUUAGAGGACGAAUGUGGUGCGAGUGUGGCUUUUUGAGAAAUAUCCAGGGGGAUGAUUGGAAGAGGUGGUUCGUGGAAUGGUUUUCAAAAUCGGGUUUAUCUGUGUUUUCUGGUUCAACAUAUGAGGGCUCGUUUGAUUGUGCGGAAGAGGAGGAGAUAAAAUGUGAAAUUUCAUUUCAUUGUCUUGUGGGGAUUGGGUGAGAUUAAGCGUUACGGUUAUGUUGUACUUUGGGAUAUUAAGGAUAGGCAUUAAUUUAAUUUUUUGUUUUUUUUAAAAUAUAUUCUGUGCUAGUUUUUAAAUAUUACGAAUUUGAAUGUUAAUGUAUAUUUGAUAUAUUUAAAUUAUACGAGAGAUACGAUGAAUUAUUUUUCGGCGAAUUUCUUCUAAUAUUUUUGUCACGAACGAUAAAACAACAUAUUGAAUUCAACUGAAAUAGCGAUCGUAGGAAGUAAAAUUUAAGGACGUAUGUUCACACUUAUCACAGUUAUAUCUUUUACAGAAUAACAAUACAUUGCUCAAUUUUAUUUGCUCAUUAAUUUUUUAGAUUAGGAGAUAUAAAUUUAUCUUUAUUUAUCUAUCUACAAACUUCCUUCUUAAACGUAUCUCGGAAAUGAUUCCAUCAAAUCAAUAACUAAUAUCCAUUUCCCUGAUUCGAGAAGAGAAAAGAAUAAAAUAAGAUCCUCAUUCUCUCUCGAGCUUACUCUAGAACACCACUAACCCAGAUUAAUACCUACCUCAAUCUUUCAAAUCACCGAAAGAUCGAUAACUCCUCUCUUUUAUUCCGCUCUCAAAUCUUCCAUUUCCGCGUCCGGGAAAAAAAUUGAACUCCGGUUUACUUAUCAUUUAUCGAGGCGAUAUCACGUUCAAACGAUCCCAAGUUUAUCGUAACGUUACACGAUGGAAUUAGAGAGAAAGAAAGAAAGAAAGAAAGAAAGAAAGAGAGAGAAAGAGAGAGAGAGAGAGAGAACCGAAAGGAAACGCGACACCCUGGAUCACAGCGAAAUCGAGGACCCUUUUGCCUUUUAAUUCCUGGCCCUGGCAACUUCCGGACGAUUUGAGAGCUCAGCGUGGAGAAAAAUCGCCAGAUAAGCGGUCAGAUUACCGGGGAAUGGGCGUUAUCGUUCGAUCGAAGUGGGUGGAACAACUUCAACGAGCUCUUCCAGUCCGUAACGCGACGUCCUGCCUCUGAUUGAGUCUGUUUCAUGAAAAGGCAAGGGCAAAAAGCGUUUCCUGAUUAUGCUCCCUAUCGGCCCGCUCCAAUUGCCACUAACUUUCUCUUCCGUGCGACGGACAAAAAUCUAGGAACGAUUCCUUCCGCUUGGAUUAACCCAUCUGAGACUAAUGGUUGCGUUAACGGUUCCCUCCGUGAUUAUUCUUUUAAAUUAAUUCGCUUUAUUCAAAUUUAUUUCUUUAUUUCGAGAUAAUAAUACAUCCUUUUCUCCUUCUUCUUUUUUUCCAGAAUUCUUUUUCACAAUUGUUAAUUAUUUCUUCUUUUUUUUCAUACAUUCGUGUAAGUUGUACAUUUUCGAGAAUCACGCUUAAUAUCUCUUCUUAUCGGAUCGGUUUCGUUGAGCUUUUUAUACGACGAUUACCAUAGACAAAGGACAAUAAAAACUCGAGAUAUAACCUUCAAUUUCUAUUCAUUAUCGAUUUACGAUUUUUCAUCAAGGAAAUCGAUCUUCGAAGAAAACAAAAUUGAAAAAUCCGAUCCGAUUUCGUUUUUAAAUUAUAAAAAAAAAGAAGAAAACCGAGGUGAAAGUGGCGAAAAAUUGUGCGAGGCGAGCACAAUCGAGCAGAGAAAUAAAUCGAAAAAUAAAGACGCACCAGUUAGCACCAUCUACGUGAAGAGCGACAGGGGGAGGGGGAGAAAAAAACCGUUGUGAAGAAAUCGUUCUGUUUAUUCUGAAGACGGAGGAUAGUGGGAACGGGGAGGGGGUUGAUCCAAGAAGGAAGAGAGGUUUCUUAAGAGGAAUCGUACAAAGACGAUGAAGACGUCAACCCUCUUUUCCAACGAGCACCGAUGCUUAAUCGAGCAGAUAAAUCGCGCUGAGGUGCACGUCGCGAGACGACUCUCCUCGGGAUAAGGGUCCUCCUCCGUCGAACACGAGAGGGUGAGAGGUAAGAAAGGACGGAGGCAAGGUAAAGGGGAAGCCUUAUGCCGAUGCAAAAAUAUUUGUUUACUGGAAUCUGUGGCGCAAUAACGGAAGAAUUUCGUUUACGCGGGUGCAGGAGGAGAUAUCGUAAAAGUAAGAGACGACGUAUCUGCCUUCCUUUGAUAUCGAUAUUCGCGUCGGAGGAUCGUUCGUUUCAGGGAGGAGAAGAAGGAAGAAGAAGAAGGGGAGAGGAGAGUUUUUGUUCGGCCGUGACUCGUACGCUGGCUUCGAAUAUUCUUCUUCCAAACCUCGCCUCUCUUCUUUCCUCGAAUGUAAAUAGGAUGUGGAUAUACACCGUUGCCUCCGUUUCUUCUUUGUUUCUCUGUCGUUUUCGUUACAUUGCCGCUGGGAACGGAAACACGAUUUAUAGGAUGGGAAAAAGAGUUUACGCGGGUAAUGAUGGAUAAAGGAGACUUUCUGUUCUGGUUCGAACUACCGAAUUUGUCGAUGUAAAGAAUUUUAGAUUCCUUGGUUCUGCUUUUUGGAAAUAGAUUUUAGAAAAAAUACGUACGAAAUUGUUAACGAAAUUUUCAUAUCGCGUCUCGAAACGAUUCUUUUUGCAAAUAGAUUUAUUUAUAAGAUAUAACCUCUUACAUAGGGUAUUUGAUAUAGAUAUCUAAAAUUGGUUUCAUUUCUUGAAAAUUCUUGAAAGAAAAUAGUGGUUGAAAAUAUUUUUCGUGAAUUUUUAAUGCCAAAUGUCAAUACUUUUUUUCUUAUUACGUUGAAUUAUACAUCAUAUCUAUUCCUUAAAUAGAUAAUUAGAAUUGACAGUAUCUUUCACGUCGUCUCUUGAAAAAUUAUUAAACGAAAAUAAUGGAACAGUAUUGAUAUAAUUUUGUAUAGAAAUUUUCUCCUUGAAUAUUAUUAAGCUAUUCUAAUAUAGAUCGAAUGACAUCACUUAUCUUGAAAAAUCUGAAACAAAUUCUUCAUUAAAAAUUCGAUAUCAAUACAUGCAUAUUUCAAAAUUAAAUAAUUACUACGUACAUCAUCUUCAUCUCUCGAACAAUGGUCGAAAAAUCAAAGGAUUAACAAAAUCCUCUAUUUCAUCCCUUAAAAAAAUCGUCGAAAGCAGUCGGGAAGCAGCAAUCGCGCUCGGCGAAUUGAAAAUUGAAUAUCAAAACAAUGCCUAACCCUUUGAAGGGUCAACACAGGCAGUCAGAGUCAAUAGAAACGUCCCGUUUCAUCCCUUUGUAAAUUCAUCGAAGAUGGACGAAGAGAAGAAGGCCGUCGUCGAACACAACCGAAAAUAUUCCGCGUGAAAUUUUCAUUCCCGCUUACGCUCGUGAUUUUAAUUACGCAAACACUGGCCGUGGAAAAUUUAUGUAGAAAUAUUCAUCGUCGGUGUACGCCCUUCCCCCGCCCCUUUCUCCCUCCUCUCUCUUUUCUCUCUUUCCCUCCCUCACGGAGGAAGUGGUCCGAUGUAGUAGUCCGCUGCGCGCGACGGUGUAAUUGGAGUUCGAAAGUUUGGAUUCAUUAGUGCCGAAGCGGUCUUAUCUCGAAGAUCUAAUUCGUGAUACUCUUCGGGGAUAGGCCGAGAGGCCGCCUGUUACUUUCAAGGACUUUGGAAGAAUCCCUCGUUCGCCUUCGACUCGCGUACGUGGCCCGAUUCCUCGAACGAUUUCUCGAGCAGCGGGCGAUGCCGUUCGAAAAAUUCCUAGCUAUAUUCGUUAGCUGCGUCAACUGUCGGGGGCUGUUAGACGUUUGUUGAAGGGUUUCUAGGCUUACUCGAAUCAGCGAAACGCGUGAAUAUUCAUGGGUGGAAAUGAGGGUAAUAGGAAGAAUAAUGCGUUUCUUUCUCGAUGCGGUUGGUUCACGAUGGUGGAUCGUUUCAACGAUGUCAAUAAUGGGCCGGGCUUAAUGAUCCGAAUCGUAAAUUUCCAAUUUAUUCCGGAAACUUAUUUUUCACGGAUUUCAUUUUAUUUUUGGGAUCAACGAUUAACAUUUUCCAACGUGUAAUAUAAGAAAGAUACGACGACAAGGCAUAACGUGUUUAAUGAGAUCAAUUUCCGUUUUAUUAUAUCAAAUGCAAGUCGUUACCUAAACAAAAGUAUUUAAUUUUGUUUACAAGCCGUAGAAUCUCAAAGAGCCGCCGCUUAAAAAGAGAUGCGCUCAAUUUACGCGGCAAAUUCCUUAGAAAUCCGCCAAUUACACCGCGAACAAAGGACGUUUACGUGAGUAAUUCCGUUGCCGUUCAACGGGUCGGACUAAUUACUUGUUCCUCACCGAGCAACGAACGUAUAAUUCUCCCGCGGAACGACAGCCCUGCAGAUUGGAAACUCCUUGAAUCAGGCGAAACGAUUCCGGUUGGCACGCGCUCGCUGCGCGACCACGCAAAAUGGAUUAGUUUCAGCAAAUACAGAAACGGUAGAGGGAGGAGCGUGUUUCGUGGCCGUUACGACUAAUUUACACGCUGUUCCAACGUUAAGGGAAUCCGACACCGUCUCAAACUUGAACGGAUCCCGACGAUUUCUAUCGGUUGAUCGCCAAUGUGGAAACGAUGAAAACAGGUUAUUGAGGAAAUUAGUUGGAAGAUUCGGAAUUCUGUGGCUGACAAUGAGUAAUAUUGUCGAUACUCGAAAAAUUCUGAAGUUGAAUUUUAGAUGGAUUUCUUUCUCGAUUGGAAUUUGAAUUUUCAGAUGAACGCGAUGGAUAUAUGAACGAUGUUCGAAGAUGUUUUGUUGAACUUUGUGAGAAUUAUAAAGAUUAUUAUGCAGGGACUGAACGAUAAAAUCGUUUAAACCGUCAUGAAGUUGUACAAGUGAAAAUUAUAUUGGACGAUGAAAAAUUCUAAAUUGAAUUUGAUUAUUAAAUUUCCUUUUGAAGCAUCGAAAUAUAAUACGUGACGUGUAAGGGUUGAAUAGCAGUGUUUUAUACUUCUUUUAAUUGUAGCUUAUAUGUGUGUACAAAGGGAUUCUUGUUGCAAUUGUUCCUUUGACAGCAUAAUGGAUUAAUUAAGGUAUACGAGAAUCACAGAGAGAAUAGUACGUAACAACAAAGAAGAAAAAUUUGAAAAUUAAUAUCCAUUAUCUAUUCAACUUUUUUCUACACAGAAAUAUCACGUCCUCUUGUUAUCCUAAUAAUAUGGAGAGUUCUUUGUAAAAUAUUAUGUUGCAAAAGAGGAGAGAAGAUUAUUAUUUGAAAAUCUUUAUAUGCUUGUUAUUAGAUGAUUUUGAAAAAAAAGUGGAAAAUCUUGCAACGAAAAAAUAAGAUGUUUUUAUUAGAAGAACGAAGCGUUUCUUUAUUUUUCCACUUAUAUACUUUAUAUCGUCUGGUCAAUCGCGAACAUGAGCUGACAAGCGUUUAAGAACUAAGCGCGCCUGUGUUAAGUCGAUAUUCCAUUAUAAUCCGUAUCCAAUCACUUUGAGUAGAUUAUCGAUAGCAGGAAGAGGUUUGCGUCUUGUUUCCUGAUAUACCUUUCUGCUUUUCAGCUUGUCAUCGAUCUUCGGUAAAUAAAUGGCAAUCAAUUUCUUUACUAUGAUUGAUAAAACAAAGUGCGGAACACCGUUUCACGUCGCUCAAUUUUAAUUUCCAUCCGGUUAUUAAACCGAAUCACGAUCAAAACUAUUGAAUUCGAAUGCUUUCAUUUUAAUUCCGAUCGUUAAAUAUCGACUUUCGUCUCGAUCAAUUAACUAUAAUAUUAAUCGUAAUAUUUUAUCGAUCGAUUAAAGAUAUAAACAAAGCUCUCGUACAAAAGAACUUCUUAACGAUGCAGAGAGUAUACUAAUUUCCAAAGCGAAAUUGAAGCCGAGAUAAACCACGUUAAAGAAAUAAUAAUUUAUUAAUUCGGCAAAAAUCUUUGAUGCGUUGAAACUUAUCGUCGAGUGAACGGAAACGAUCGUUGAUCUCCCCGAAAAAUUUCUCGGAAGAAGAUCGAAGAACGUUCGUGAAUUUCGUUGGCCAGAUAUCGGAUAGAGAGAUUCUUUUUGCGAGGGUUUGGAAUCGCGAUUCGUGCAACCGGAGAUUGGUCCCACUCUCGGCUGACCCUAAUCGGACCAACCCACUGCCAAGUCUGACUAGAACUGGGCGUAACCACUGUGAGCAAUCCAGUUAUUCGCAGCGUUCACCGGGCUCCUGUCUCUUCUCUUUUUAUUGCCGACGCUUUGGAUGUGUCGCGACAAGAGUUUCGGUUCUCGAGACCGUUGACGGACAUAUUCGCCGUCGAUUCUUUGGAAAAUCGUUGGCCAAUCGAACUGAUGGAAAAUCUUUCGAAAGGCGGACAAUGAUUUCGUGAAAAAUAAAACUUGGAGAUAGAUAGAAACUCUCGAGCUAUUAUUUAUAUAGAGAAUGGAUAGUAAUUUGAUUUUUUCAUGUUGCUUUUUAUGAUUACGAGGAAAAACGAUCGAUUUUAACAUGUAACAAAUUCAACGAAUUGCUUUCUUGCGAAAUUUUAUUUAAAAAAAAAUAUGAUUCGGAGUCUUUGUUGCGAGAAGCGUGAUAUGAUAAAAAUCGAUCGAUUCAUAUGAGAUAAAAAUUCGAAUAAAUUAAAUAAUUUACGUGCUCGCAAUUGUAAACAUGCAUCGAGGGAACGAAUUAUAAACGAAGGAAGAUGGAUUAUUUUCUGUUUGAGAAAGAAAAACAUUUGCUCGCCACUCGGCACUCGGGCAUCGAGGAUCGUUUUACGGCGGGAAAUUCGAACUGCGCCUCCGCUAUAUCGGAUUGACUUCUGGGGUGGAACAGGGUGGUUUCCGGUUACACAUCGGACAAGUGAUGGAUAGGGAAUAAAUGGGGGAAUAUCGGGUGGAAAUAUUAGAGAUAUUAAAAAGGAGAGCCGCCCCUACUCGUCAUCCGCGCCGGCAUCCUUUUAGAGGCGUAUCUCCCCUCCGACGUAUCCGUCAUCUCGACAGAUUGAAAUCCGACGCCACCAAAUUAUUCUUAUCGAGCGAAAUCCGCCGGCGUGCUUUCUCCUUUUCACGAGCCUCUGUUGAGAUUUUCCCCGAUUCCCCUUGAAUGGAAAUAUCUUCGUUUAUUUUUCACUUCUCGCCGUUAGAAUUAAAAAUAAUCAAUUACGGAAGAUUGAUGAGGAAAUUGAUGAGGAAUCGAAGUAAGUAAGUAAGUAAGUAAGUAGUAUUUUUCAAUAUUUCAUUUCGAUAUUCAUUAUCGAUAAAGUAUUUGAAAUAUUCGAAAUAAAAUCUUAAAAAUUCCCAAUACGAGAAAUUAAAAAAAUAAACUUUAAUCAUAAAGAUUCGCGAAAAAUUUCUACAAGGAGAUAAUUUUACAUAAAUAUUUACGAAUAAACUUUGAGCAAACACGUUGAAAGGGGUAGGAUCGGGAUGUGAAAAUUAAAUUCCCAACGGAGCUGUUUAAACUCGUUUUCCACGACUUUCUAUUUUUCCAGGAAGCGGAAAAAAUGGUUUCGAGUUAGGCGGAAAUAUUGUUUGUUCGUUUGGCUAAAUAAAAUUAAUCCACUGUCUCGGUCACUUAUACGUGGGGAAGGGGGAGCAAGGGGAGGGGUGUGCAUUGGAUGCACAAGAAGUCGGAAGGGGAAAACGAGUAGAAGUUUCUUGGCGGCGCGGCGCGUUAGAUAAUCCGGAAACGUGUUUGACUUUUAAAAUUUAUGAAACUCGACUGACUAGAUUAGACUCCUAAGCAAGUUUGCGGUUUUCAUAUCUAACUUUCGUUGCUGUUUACGCACAGUGACUGUUUAAACUUCUCUCUCCCCCCCUCCAUUCCCUUCCAUCUCUCCUCCCCCUCUUCAUCUCCACCUUCCUCCACCUGUUCCGCGUAAGUGAGCAAAGGUCUCUAUUAACAAAGUUUUAAUCGAAUUCAUCACAAUGCGCCGUUUCGUUUAAUACAGAAUUCGCCCGGUCGGUAAGCUGUCGCUCUUCCGCUUCCCGAUGACAAACAAUUAUUUUCCCCACCUUAUUUUCUAUGUAAUGAAAAUACAGUUUAAUCCUGUAAACUUUGUUUCUCCGUUUAAAAUAUUAAAACUUGGAUGAAAUUGUUUAAACAAUGCGAUAUUUCUCCUUCUACCGUUCAAUCGUAGAAUAAAAUUUUGUUUUUCGUUCUGGAAAAACCGGUUCUGGAAAACUGGAUUGAGCUUAAAACUCGAUUAAAAUUGGGAAAAACUUUCGAACUUUUACAACUUCGAAGACAAUGAUUUCAGGUGAAUGAAGGAUCGUUGGAAGCGCAAAAUUUUGCUCUUUAAAAUAUUUCUUCGUUGAUCUCGAUACGACUUCCGGUUCUCGAGAUAUCGCUCAAAGAAAGAGCUAAUUUUCAAUCGUUCACUGUCUCCACUUCUCAUCAUCAUUAUUCGAAUCUCUCGCAUCUCGUCUAAUCGAUCUAUCCCAAACUUGAGACAAAUACGAUUCCUGGAAAAACCAGAGGUCUUCAGAAAAAAUAUAGGUCACUGGAUGCAUUCAUUAUCUCCUCAAACGUUUAACAAAAUUUUUUAUUUUCUUCUCUUCUUUUCUUUUCCUUUCUUUCACACGUACAAUUAACAUAGAAUUAGAAAUGUAGAAUUAUUUCAACGCAAUCAUUAUUAUCCUCUCUAUUUUGCACCAUCUUAUCCACGAUAUACAUCCACCAUGUAAAAAAGGGAAUCCAGUUACGCGUAUAAUAAAAGUUUUCCGCUCAAUCAAUGAACGAUAAUUAAACUUCAUUAAAAAAAAAAAAGAAAAAGUGUAGAGAGUACAAAGGGAAACAGAGAACGAGAGAGAGAGAGAGAGAGAGAGAGGGUACCAAUGUAGAAGGAUUUGUUGAAUGGGCUGCGAAGAGAAAAGAAGAUUACAUGAUUUCACUGGAGCCAAUAUCUGCCGGUGUCGGGAAUCGAGGACGCCCAACUAUAAUCAGAAUCAAUCGUCCCGUUAACGAGGUAGUAAUUCUUCCCCCUUCGAACUCGAGAGAGGUGAACGGAAAAAGCGAGAAAAGUAUGGAUAAAAGUGUUCACUCCCUUCGAUACUAUUCUUCCUGACGCCGGUUACGUCUGCUCCAACCUGUUCGUUCGUUCGGGAGGUGGUGGAUGCGACCAUGUAAGAAACAACGUAAAUUGUUAAGGCCAGGCCCUGCCUAGUUGUAAAUUAGAAAGCAGGCAAUCUCGCUCGACUUGGCUGUUUCCCACUUCUUCUCCCUUCUCUUUUUCUUUCCCUCUCUUUCUCUUCCACUUUUUCCUCCCUCACCACUCGAUUGUACACGGUUCCACCCUCUGUCGUUUCAUCGUGUGCACGAGGGUUUAGUGGAGGGCUAUAAAAAAAGAGAGAGAGAGAGAGAGAGGGAAGGUCUUAGAAAUCCGGCCGAAAUUAAGCCGAAACUUACGGGCCGAAUCCCGUGCAACCGACACAGCAUCGUUCGAGCAUCUGCUCCCUUGUCCCGCCAUUAAUUAACUCGUUUUCUGACCCUUUACGAGCCGUUUGAUAUCCGCUUUCGAGUAAUAAAAUUCGUCAAGGGAUUUUGUUGUUCUGUAAAAUGGAGAUGUCAAGAUUGUGACGAUGUGAAUUUUGAGGAAAUUUUCGCCGUGAUGAUUGUGGGUAUUUAACAAAAGUAUUUCUAGAUUUUUCCGAAAAUUUUAUAUUGUAUUCAAAAUUCUUGGAUUUGCGGAAUUGCCGCUCGAAAAAUCUUAACGUUAAUUGAAGAGAAUAAGUAAUGAGCAAAUCUUAUUAAAACGAUCUAAUUAUCUCGUUUUUCAUGCAGCAAGCAAAGAUUCUGUCGCGUAGCACAGAAAACUGGUUGGAUUUCCAAAAGAGGAUCGGAAUAUUUUAAGGGUGGUCAAGAAUCGACUUCCGCCAAAUAUACAUUCUCUGAUUCCCUGAUAAAUUCUUAAACAGCGGACAAGCGUGAAAAACACUAAUUAUUUCGCAAUCUCAACGCUCACCUCAUUUCGCGGAUAGUGUUGCAUUAAGAAAAUUAAUUUUUUUUUUUUCUAAAGGAGGAUAACGCGCGACCGUGUUCUUGGAAAAUUGAUUCGAGAUGCUGCGCGCGGCCUGUCUCCAGCAAUCGGUUAUAAACUGGAGAUUAUGCCAUUAACGAAAUUAAUAAAUGAAAAUGAAAUCACACGUGUCACACUCCAUUAGCAAAAUGAAUUCGCCUCGAAGGAUGCAUGAAGUUCUUUGCAUGAGCCGAGUAUAAGAAAUUCAUUUUGAAUCGUUGAAAUUACGUGUUUGAUUUGAUUUAGAUAGUUUUAAGAAUUCUUAUCGAAGAGAAAAGUCUGUAAAUAUACGUGUAAUCUUUCGAGAUAGAGUUAUUUAAUAGUUGGAGAUAAAAGUUUGAUAAAUUAGAAUAAUUGUUCGCGUCUUUAAGAAGAUCUAAGUUUCAGAUUGAUCCAAGAAAAUGAGUUUGGACGAAAAAUUUAUUAUUGGAGAAGGAAGAAGAGUGAAACGUACAUUUACAUUUAUAUUAUAAUUAUAAAUUUUACAUAUACGUAGUAUUAUUUGUUGGAAUUUAUUUAAUUAAACAUAGUCGUGUUCGGUAUCAUUUUUAUUGCAAAAAGUUCAAUAAUUCGAUAAUGACAAUUUUAUAAUUGUAAGUUAAAAAACUAUAAAAAUUUAACUUUUCGAUUCUGAUGAGUAAUCGGUAACGGAUGAUAUCGAUGAUAAAUGAUACACAGAUAGCACGGAUGCUUGCUCAAUGAAAACAGUUCUAAGAAUUAAACGAAGGAGAUAACUUUAUCUCUCUCAUCCUCCUAUCGUUUACAAAUGUCUAUAUAAAUCGAUUGUAUUCGAUGUAAUCGAUCGAAUUCAACGUAAACACUUUGAAACGAACUUUCUUAUCGAAAUUAGAUUUCUAACUACUGUUUAUUUUAAAAUAAACAGACAUUUUAUAAUUAGAAAAUUUCGUUAAGUCCCCUCCUCUCUCCUUUUGAAAAAUAUAUCCAGAAUCAUAAUUUAAUCCAAGUUAAUCAAUUGCAAGGAGACAAUAUAUUCCAUCUAACGAUUAUUAGAUACGACGAAGUGGCGUAAUAGAGUCUUCGUAAUAAAUUUUACGUAAUUACUUCGUGUGCAGGCUCUCUCCCUUCUUUUUUCUCCACCAUCGACUUCGUAGAUGCGGAACUGUAGAUAGUCGAUAUUCGAUUUGCUCGUACUUUAACUGCGAGGCAAAUUUAAAGAACGAAAGCUUGGAAAUUUUUCUUGAAAGUUAAUGAUGAUAAAUAUAUAAUAUGUUUACGAUAUAAAAUAAUUAAACACGUACAUUAGUUUAUUUUUUUCUAUAUAUAUAUAUGAUUGUAUAUACGAUAAUGAAAAUAAGAUCAUCGAUGUUUACACAAUUAUAAAAAUAGAAUUUAAACAAUGAUUUUCGUUCUUUAAAUGUCAUGUUGAUCGUUUUAUUUUUUAGCAUAUUUUUAAAUAUCUGUAGUCUGAUGACAAUUCUUAUGCAAAAAUGAGACGUUUGUUGAACCGAACGUUGUUGAACUUAUUUCGCUAGAUUUAUCGAGGCGAGUGUCUUACAGCCAUCUGAACGUUCAACUCCGCAUUUCAAUCCACGGUGCUAUUAAGAAGAUGAAAUUUGCAAUUCAGAUAGGUAAGAAAUGCUGCCACUUCUCACGGCCGGAUUGACGUUUGCCACUUUUCCGAUGAAGAAAUCGAGAUACACUUCGGAGUAUCUAAAACUCUUUCCUUGCGGGAGAACAAAAAUUAUGUGUUUCUGAUGUUCUCUCUCGUUUAAUCGAAAUAUAGGAAAUUAUAAAUCUUAUAAUCAAAAUUCACUUAUAUUAUUCAACUUUUCGAUUAAAUUUUUUUAAUUAGGAAAAGUUUCUUUGGAAAACCAUAAGUAAUAUUCCUUUCUUCUAUAAUUUCAAAAUUCCAAAAAUUCGAAAGUUCGCCUAUCCCAAAAUUCAUCGAAUUCUGUAUUUCCACGAAUAAUAUCAAAUAUCAAAUUCAAAAGACGCAAAGCAAAAAACUCUCAUUCAUAACUUCGCAGCCUAUCAAAAGUUAAUUAUCGAUGAUUUUUACUACUUUUCUCCCCUUUUACAUAUAUAUUCGUUCACUUUUUAUUUAAUUUCAACGCUCAUUUUAUAAUAAUCCUACCAUUCUUUUCCUACAAUUUCCUAACAUCUUUGAUUCCCUUCCGAUAGAAUUUCAAACUGUCCGAAUUCAUUUUCCAUCCGAAGAAUUCGAUCGGAUCGCAAUACUCGUUGCAACAAUCAUUGGACGCAGAAAAUAGCAAAGAAUGGAAGAAUUUGUUUGAAAUCAAGAUUAACACCGAGUCAUCGUCCCCUCGUAUUUCAAGUUUCUCGAUCAAACAAAUUCAUUUCAAACUUCGAUCAUCAUCCUCACCCUCCUUCUCGAAAGAACAAACCCCCGUUGACCACCCCUUGCUCCAUGAUCGGUAGCGUUCAACAACGCCCCUAACGAAAUCGGUAUGCGGGCAUCGGUGGCCGAAUAAUUUUCUAUCAUCCGGGAGGGAAUGUAUUGCCGUCGCAGGGACGAUUCCCUUCCGCGUUCCGAUCGAAAUAUGCGCGGCACGUUCCUGCAAGGUAAACUCGAAAGGUACGGGGGUGGCGGUGGUAUUUGUCAAGACUCGGCAGACGUGCCCGUCGGUAUCCACCGGUCGGAGAUAUUAUUCAAGAUAUAGGGGAGCAUCGGGGAGCACGGCCGACAAGGAAAAUGCCCAGUUGGACAGUUGGACAGUUGGGGGGAGCUUGCGCCGUCCUUGUCCCUUAUCCUUGAAUCGUCCUUGUUCGGGUGACGAGCGGAAACGGAGGAGGAUCGACUCGUGCUUCCGCCGUCACGUCGAGUUUCCACGGUGUCGGUGGGAUGUCUCUAUCGAGUUACGAGGCUUUGUUUUUGGGUCGAGCGAGUGGCCCAUCGCCACUCGGAACGUCCCGCCGGACUUUCUUUGACCCCCUUUGACGUCGUUUCCGGGCCUUCGGCCGAUAAGCAUGAUAGCCGGGGCAAAAUUGAUUUUCCCCAAACAUUUGGUGGACGGAGAGGAAAGUUUCCUCUCCAUCUCCUCACGAGGCAACCAAGAUGCCCUCGUAAUAAUAAUAAUACUUUGUCCAUGUGGAAAUCGAUUUCCUUGCCCGGCUUUACGCGGCGAACCGACCCGCCAAUCAGAGUUUAUUCGAGUUGGUUCGAAUCGCGAAGAUUGUUACCACGACUUUUUCUCGGUGUCGAGAAUGGAUAAUUGUGGAAAUAGGCGUUGAUCGAAUUUCGUUCGAUGUUCCUUUUGCGAAUUAUUUUAUAAGAAAUUUUAUUCCGUCGCAAAUUAUUAGUGUUGUUGAGUGCAAAUACACAUUUAUUGGAUUCGAUGGAUAACUAAUCGAAGGAUGAAAAUCUGUAAAUAAUAAACGUGAGGUAUAUUUUGACGAGACUCUUUUCCUCCUUAAAGUUUCAAUUUUCUGUUUCAUCUACGAUGAUUCGAUUAAUGGAUAUAGAUAAAAAUUCUCUUAGGUAGAUACGUUCCAGGAUUGGUCGAGGAGGUGAUUUAAUAAAAUAAAAAAAAAAAAGAAAGGAAAGGAAGGAAAAUGAUGGAAAAACUGCAACGAUUCUACUGGUGAACGUGAUGGCAGUUAGUAUUGGCUGAAAAUCGUUCGUGAUUGGAAUCACGGCCAAUUCUAUCAAAGCACUCUUGCAUCGCUGCACGAUUCGUGUUUCCAGUAAAAACAAGCAUAGUUACAAAAAACGCAACGCAAGGAAUAUCGAUGCAUCGAAAUCACUUCACUUUCGAAGCGAAGGGCUCGGGAUCUUUUUCAAUUAUUACCCUCGGAGAAUCGACGAGAAUUAAUCGAAUCGAUCGAAUCUUUUUCUCUUCAUUCGCGCGCAAAACAUUCUUUAUCUCGUCUGUUGUGAUAUGAUAUUAAGCGGAAUCCAAUUAACUUUAAAAUCCAGUCGAAUAUUCUUUUUUUUGUAUAAUCGACGAAUUACGAAUUCGAUUUAACACCUUCUUCCUUUUCCUCGGGUGUUCAUCUUUUCUUCCGAAUUUUCACAGCAGAGAGAGAGGAGGAGUUUUUUCUCAGGCCAAGAAAUUCGAUUAGGCGUCGUUCAUUGUGUAAAGGUUACUACGGGGAAAGCAUUGCCGGCUCGUUUCAGCGAAAUUCUUUCCAACCCUCUUUCGCUCUUCUCCUCUCGGUUUUAGGGAGAAGGAAGCCAGCUUCGAACCCCAACCGGGCAACCUAUAACGAGGAAGAAAGCUUUCUUUAUCUGGGUUGCAAAAUCGAAUUGUCGUCCUUUCGUCUCGCGAGCUCUUCCUCGCAGAUUCUCCUCGCACCUCCAUUCUCGCUUCCAGUUCGAGAAAACAUUUCAUCCGAAUGGUCCGACCAUCUUCCUCUCUCGCACCCUUUUUCUCUCUUUCACUCUUAUCCCCUAUUCAACCAACACGCACAAGUUAAGGAGUCGUUGAUGAAGCGAAUCGGAUAUUCCUUGGAGAAAAUAAUCCGGCAGGAAUUCAAUGUGGGAGAACUCUGGCUGAAAACUCCCGGUUGAUAUUGUUAAUUCGUGAUAUGAGAAAAUCCAUUCGGGCUUUAGCCAAACUUGCUGUAUUUAAUUUGCAUCCAGUCGCUGUCAAUUGUCAGGCCGGAAGUGGGGAAAGUUGGAAGGAUAAUUGGUUGUUGAGCAGCGCACGGCUACGGUGGAUUAUUCGGCGGAUAAAGUUUUGGAAAAGAAUGACGUGUUUCCAAGCUUGGCGAAGCUUUCCACGUUGUUACUUUAAUCAUAACCUUAUUUUACUCGGAAUAUUAUAGCAUUGCUAUCCUCGUUUGCCGAUCUUUUUUGUACAAUUUUUAAUUCGAUUUCGUGGCACGACUAUAUCCCUUAAUCAUUUUACGAGUAAGAAUUCUUUUAUACGCGAAUAUCCAUAUAAGUUUAAUUUUAUUAUAAAAAUUCUAAUCUCGCAACUCUUUGUAAUUUACUUUAAUUUAAUCUUUCGUAAUAUUACGUUUUACGUUACCUCCCUUCCCUGUAAAAGAUAACUUUAUCCCCCUUACCGCUCUUAAUAAUCAUCCCUUUUACCCAUCAAUUUUACAAUUUCCCUUGUUAAAAAAUUCCACCUAGUACCGUAGUUCCAACGCACGUGUUAAUUUUCUUUUUUUCAAAAAAAAAAGAAAAAAGAGAGAGAGAGAGAACUCUCUCAUCAUGGAAAUUAACUUCGACUCGAGAUUAAAAAUCUUUGUCGAAAAAUAAAAUAUUAAAAAAAAUAUUCGCCGCCAAGCGAAUUGAAAAAUCUCAAUUCGAACUCGCCCCGAUCCCCCUCCCCCCUUCUUCUCCCAUUUUAUCUCUCGGCCAUCUAUUUUAAACGUCUUCGAACGAACGAUAUCCCCGACGGUGACGAAGCUCUGUUACCGCGUUAUUAGCGCGGCAAAGAGAGAAAAGGGUUGGAAACCGAUGGCAUGUCUCUCGACCGACCUGUGAAUAGCGGGGAGAGAAAGGGUCGAAGGCAACUUAAAACAACGGGUAACAAGAAGUAGCGAGUGAUAAUUGAAGGAGGCAAGUGUGCCGCGGACCAUGGCGGAAAGGUGGAGAACGCCGAUGCGGAUCUACCUGACCGGAAUUCGGAAACAGUGACGAUGGAAGGUGGGAGGGCCGAGUAAUUCCGGCGACUUCGAUUAUGGAAGAUGGUUCCUCUUCUGGACCGAUCGAGCUAGAAUUUAGAUGUUUCUUGGAAUAUUAAUGCGACGCGCAUUUCCUUCGACCUGAAUUCGAUUCGAGUCGAAUCGACGAGAAAUCGAACUAUUUUAAUGUUGAACUGUCAAUAAAAAGAAACAAAAACAAAAAAAGGACGGAGGAGAAAAAAUUCACCACUCAUUUCCCCCAAUCAAUAUUACCAAUCAACUUUAUCUCUACCAUCUAAAACUAACAAUUUUGAAAAUCCUUAAGAAAACGCGGCGAAACAUUUUCCAUGUCGAUACUUGGAUCCGAAUCUGGAAAAAAGGGAAAGGAAAAGAAAGGGGAAAAAAAUUGGCACGAAAUGCGCCAUGUCGAAGGUUAAAUUUAAAGAACUAAUAGAGGGAAGGAUUACGCCAUUGGCCAGCAACGUUUCCAAAGUUGCCCGUUUGGCGGCGAUAUGGGCGAACCGAUUCGGGAUCGUGGGCAACGAUUCCUCGUUAGCGAUCGAUGCGAAUCAGGCUGCGAGACGACGUCCACGUGUGGAAAGUGGCUCGGUUUCGAAGGUGACACGCUCGGAUGCUGAGAAAUGUCCCAGAAUAACCUGCUUCAAGGAUACAACUGGGAGACCCAGUACGAGGAUUCGCAGGUGCAAUUCACUCGUCCUAUCCCGGAUGAAGUCAUCAGCGUUUAUGAAGUUUACGUGAAAGAGGAAACUGCAGGUUCUGAAGGGAGGAACGAUGUCACCGUCGUACCGAGUUUGCCGUCCACAAAUGAUCAUCAAUUAAUUCAGGGUGAUUGCAUGAACCUAAAUGUGGCUAUAGAUUCUGAAGUAAUUAACAUUGACGGUGCUGUGACAAAGUUUCUCGGGAAAGAUGCUUUCAAAUAUAAAAUUCUCGAUCAAAAUGUUAAUUCGUCCAACGACAACGUUAUGGUGUACUCGCAUCCAGUUGUCGAAGGACCUUCAUCGUCUUCCACUCGACUGAUCGAUAAAGAUGAUCCAAGAUCGAAACUUCAUUUCGUGAAAUAUUUGAAACGAGAUGGAAAGACGUUGAAAAUCUGGGAAUGCGGAAUUUGUUCGAAGGAGUUCCGGCAUCAGUACACGUUGAUGAGGCAUUUGCCAACGCACACCGACGAGAGAAACUUUAAAUGCGAGGCUUGCGGCAAAGCUUUCCGGCAGUUGUCGACUCUGAGCCAGCACAAGGCGAUACACAGCGACGCCAGGCCAUACGUUUGUGAAUUUUGUAAGAAAACUUUCAACAGAGUGUCUACACUGAUUUCACACCGGAAAACCCAUUCGGAACACAAACCACAUAAGUGUCAGGUUUGUGGGAAAGGAUUUCAUCAAAAAGGCAAUUUGAGGAACCACGUGUUUACCCACACGAACGAGAGGCCGUACAAAUGCGAGCUUUGUGGCAAAGGGUUCAAUCAAAUGUCGAAUUUGGUCUGCCACAAGGUCAAAGCUCAUGCACACGCGGAGAAAAUGCAGCACGUGUGCGGAAUCUGCGGCAAAGAGUUCCCGCGCCGAUUCUCUUUGAGAUCGCACGAAGAGUACAAGCAUGGGAUAAAGUAUCGACAUCCGGCCGGUGUGCAGACCGGAAUCAACGAUCCGAACGUCAUAAGAAACAAGAAUGUGAGGAUCGUGCAGCUGCCCAACGGAGAUCGAAAUCAAACUAUCGAAGUCAGGGACAAGGAUCCUUUGAUGUGUUCAGAUGUAAUGGAAUCGGUGGUGAUAGAUAAAAUCGACACGAAGGCGAUGGAAAUGGCAUUGAUCGAGGGACAAACGCCAUUCGCUUUGUUCAAACCAGCCAAAGGAAUUCCUGUCCUGGUGAAAGUCUCUCCAACUGGGACUCAUAAAAAUAUCUUGACACCUGCCACUGCUGAAGAUUUACGCAUGGCGGGCAAGAUGAGCCUAAGUCCGACGAUUACCGCUGAUCCCGACAGGAUUAAAGCGGUACAAGUGAAGGUACCAGUGGUAGCCACGGUUAUCCAGAGCAUUGACUCUGAUGGAAAAAUGAAUUUCAUUGUCGAACCGCCUGGCCCUGAGAACGAACACGAGAGCUUGGUCACGGCAUUGGAUUCUCAGUUCACGUACACCGAGCCGGCCAGAAACGAGCCAGAUCGCCAGAAUGGCCCUGUUGUGUCCUCGGCGAUGGAGGAUUGCAACGAGCUGUUGGAACUGGCCGCCCAGGGUGGAAUACAGUUCGUGCGCGCGACAGAGGACGGUCGUUACGAGGUGAUGACGAACAGCGAGGCUCGCGAUCUGAUGGCACAGAAUUCACACGACGUGACCAUUCUUGAGGGUGAGGAAGCGGAUGCGAUCAAUGUUGUGAAUAUGCGCGGCAACGGGGAAGUUAUUAUCGGGGAUUCCGAUAAUCAGAUCAUGGUGCUCGAUUCCGCAUCGACGCAGAAAUCUAUGCCGAUGGACGGCAUUGAGAUCCUGGAGGACAAGGAUAUCCGGAUAUUGGACAGCAAAAGCCUCGACGACCGUUUCGUGGAUGGCAUUAGCUUCCUCUCGCAAUCAAAGAUCGACGAUCUGAUUUUGGGUCCGAAACCUUUGUCCAUCGAUGGCGGCGUAACCGUCAACGACCACGAGGACGAGGCCAUAGGAGUGCCUUCGAGUCAACAAGAGUUGACGAACAUCCUCAGCCACAGAAGCGAUAUUUCGACGCUGUCGACCACAUCUCAGCCCUCGAUAUCGUCCCUGUUAAUGAAAAAUCACCCACCCUUGUCGAUUUUGAACGAUACGCUCCCGUAUCUGAAGAGCAACACCAGCUUAGCCGAAGAUCUCAAUAUUCUAGGUAGUUCGACGAUGGACGAUCAUCAUUCCGUGUACGAGUCCAAGAUAAAAUUACCUUCCGUUUUUGACGAUCCUGAACCAGACACUGGCCUGAUACCCAUCAAUCAAUCGGAUAUGAAGAUACUCGGAUCAGGAACUUCGAAUAAAGUCCUUGGCAGUAAGACAAAUUGUCUACCGCCAUCGAAAUUGUUCCCCGGUCUGAACGAGGUGAAGAUCCUGGGUCCGAAGAACCACGGCCAAGAGAUCAUGACUUCGCAGUAUCAGGAUAUAAAGUUACUCAGCCCUUACGAACAGUUUUUGAAGAACACCGCCUCGAACACGAACGGGUGCGACAGCGGCGGAGUGAACACUUCCGGUGGGUGUAGGAAGGAAGUGAAGAUCCUGGGCAAGAAGUUGGGAACUGGCAUUAUCACCAGCACCGAGGAGGGCAACGUUGUGGAAGUCAUCGAGGAGAAAACUAAGCUCAUGAUGGACGGUCCAGGUCUUUGCAACCCCACUGACAACACGGUGAUCUCAUCUCCGCGUCUUGACAGGCAGAUCACGGAGAAUGGAGGGCCAGACAGCUUCUUGCUCCAAGCAUGUAGCCCGUGCGACUCAGAUUUCCUGAAUUUCGAGAACCGUUUGAAGGACACGUCGCCGGCCGGCCAUUUUGAGCGAACCCAGAAGGAUUCCAGGGAUAGUUUCAGCUCUACCAGCGGUCUUCCCGAUCUCGAUUGAACGAAGAAAUCGGGAACAGUCCACUCUGUUCAACUCUUCUCCUUGGCUCUCCUCCGUUGAAACUAUCCAAGCUCGACGAGUGGAAAGGAAAAAAAGAAAAAAAGGGAAAAAAAAAAAAGAAAAAGAAAUGUCGCCACGA
Messenger RNA from Apis cerana (Asiatic honeybee), 26612 nucleotides. RefSeq lists its product as uncharacterized. Gene Ontology annotation, biological process: regulation of transcription by RNA polymerase II; embryo development. NCBI's taxonomy places the organism in Eukaryota, Metazoa, Arthropoda, Insecta, Hymenoptera, Apidae. The record is from RefSeq and is a predicted model, not a curated record. Gene Ontology annotation, cellular component: nucleus. Gene Ontology annotation, molecular function: RNA polymerase II transcription regulatory region sequence-specific DNA binding; DNA-binding transcription factor activity, RNA polymerase II-specific.